This is a messenger RNA of Symbiodinium sp. CCMP2592, 4602 nucleotides long. NCBI's taxonomy places the organism in Eukaryota, Dinophyceae, Suessiales, Symbiodiniaceae. The record is from the annotation of a GenBank genome assembly.
AUGUUCGUACGAAAAACCGGUGGGCCAAAGCUCCGAGGAAAAGCAGGCGAAUUGCGAUAUUUUGGGGAGGUGCUGUUGGCACUAUGGACAACAUAUUGCAGUAAUGAGCUUGAGCUUCACAAGAAGAUCACACUUCUCUUGAAAAGCAACGUUUUCAUGGAAAGGAAGCUGACGGAGACGAAGGGCCAGACUUCGAUGGAGGACGAGGAUGCUGAUGAGUUUAAUCAAGCAUGCUCCGAUAUGCUGGUACUUCAGAGUGAUCUUGCAAGGCACUUUGCAGAGCACGGCAAACUGUACUUCACUCUAACUUCGAAAGCACACCAGCUACAGCAUGUAUGGGCAUUUGUCGGCGAGGACCUCCAACAGAAGGUGCAGCGACUCGCUUCCAUGUCCCUGAAGGGGAAUGUUGGGCCUUAUGCUGUCAACAAGAUGCUCAGACGUUACCGGUUGGCGGAGCCGCCGGCGGAUUUCUCCGAGGCCCGGUCGGCGGAUGACGACUCGCUGUGGGUUGCUUCCGCCGGCCGGGCGGUCGCUGACCGCUCGCUGUGGGCGGGGGCGAUCGAGGACGGGGAGAAACCUGCCGGUGGUCUUGACAACGCACCAUGGCAAGCGUCGGACGACACGGUCUUUAGCAACAGCACGAAAACGGAAGACUUGGUGAAGGCUAUACGCUGUGGCGUGAGCGAAGCUUUUUCCGAUGGCGUCAACAGCGGGUUUUACAUCAACACCUACACGACGAAAGCGAAUCCCAGCCUGGCUGGCAUGUUGGAAGAGCUUCGUCGAGGCUGGCGGCGGUUCGUAGACACAGAGGGUAUCGAACGCUUGGAGUCCGAACGAGCAGUGCGCGAGCAGGAGGCGGCGGAAGCUCGUCGCCUGGCUGCGGAGGAUGGCGCCGUCUUGAGAAACGGUCGUGGCAAGCUGUUUCGCGAAACCAUGAAAACGUUGUCGCGGCUGAGCUCCUCCUAUCGUCGUUGUCACUGGAAGAGUGCGGCGGAGGUGAUUUUCCCUCUUCUUUUCGAGCAUCUGACGUUCGCCAGUCAUCGCACAUGGAAGCUGUACACGAAGAAGGCCGUCUAUUUCUGCGUCGAGGCCUGGAAGCGACGCUACGGUCCCAGCGUGCUUCGCUGUGAGCCUCGGCCUGACUCGGAGCCGGUUGUUUAUCAUCGAGAAGGUGUGGACGAGGUUGUGCUGCAAGGCUGGCGGAAGGUCGUUCGGGAGGAAAAGCUCACCGGGGAAGAGAUUCACCUGUACAUUGGACCGGUUGGACAAGUGUGUCGCAGCGUCGAGGAAGCGUUCGACGAGGAUCAGGCCGCUGCGAGCUGCUGCAAGGAUGCACAGCACAAACUCACCUUUAUGCAGGCGCUGCUUGAGCAGCACGCGGUGAAGGAGCGAGUGUCGGAGGACCCAAAGGCCGAGGAUCGUGAAUCGAAUCUGCAGUCAUUGCAGGCAACGGGGGAGGAUGCAGCCGUGUCGGCAUGUCGCUCGUACGGGAAGAACGGCUUGGUGGUGACGACCAGCAGCCUGGAAGAUUACUUGUUCCGUGGGGAUCAUCCUCUGGUGAGAGACAUGAGCUGGUCGCCUUACGGCAUGUGGGUCUAUCGCGUGGAGCUGCCUCCGACGUUAGCUGGUAAGUCGGUGCGGGCCGCAUUGCCGCGGCACGUGGACGUGUUUUUCGCGGAGAAAUACAAGCUCAGUGCUUCGCAUUGCCAGCGGAUUUCUUCGGAACCGCGAGUGCCCAUGUUCGAAGGAUUCACGAUGCCGACUCUCACCAUGGACAGCGAGCGGAAUGCCAUGCACAAGCAGUUGCAGUGCAGACCGUUUCGAGUCUUGCACUAUGAGGGAGAUGACACGGAGGCGGCCGUGCUCAAAGCGUUCGACCUUUUGUCUGCACCGGUGGGUGUGACUCCUGCGGAGCCUUCCAUUGCUGCGAGCACGGCUUUCACCUCGGCGUUUCUGGCUUGGCAUCAGAAAGCCAAGGAAGAAGCCGCGAUCGCUCGUAGGGGAUUUGCUGCCAGGUUCGAAUUCCCGUCUCUUUGGGAGACGCGGGAAAUGCGAGACGUCCUCGAGGAAAAGAUGGAGGCCAUGAAGAUGGAUGUGUCGCCGUCCCUUGCGAGCGACCCGGACAAGGACAAAGAGCGUGUCAGCGUGGGACAGUAUUCGAGCAUGCUGGCAAUGGAGCGAGUUGCUAACUUGGAAGGCCUGGCAAGAGCGCGUCAGCAGAGGCCGAAGCGUCGUCGGGAGCUGGACAUGCACCUGCAGGAAGAUUUCGUGCGAGUGAGGAUGGAGGGGGAGAACGCUGACGACGAGGGGGAGGUGGAUGCGGAGGACGGGUGUCCCGACAUGGUUGCGACUCCGAUUCCCAGGGAGCAAUUCCAGCUGGUGUUGCAACGACCCCACAGCGAUGAGGAGGUGAAAAGGCUGCUUUCGCUCGAUGGGCAGAGUCGGAAGACACGACACACUAAGGAAUUCUUGGGCCUGCCGUGGAUGAAGCGGGAUCUGUUCGCUGUUCGCGACAAAGCGCCGCCAGCGUUGCACAGUUCGGCUCAGAAGCUGGGUCGCGAGCUGGCCGCGUUGGACGAAGAGGCGCGGGAGACACUGUUGAGUGGCAUCAGAGACGGGUCGGAGGCGGCGGCCGGUUCCGAUGCUGCUGCAAAUGCCUCUGUUGUCACGUACAUUCGCGAGCUUGUCGGCGACAAGCUGCCGGCGAAUUGCGUGGGCUUCGACGAGAGUGUCCGGAGGGUGUAUUCGAAGCCUUCGCUCUUGAUGAAGGCGAUGGUGGACGGCUUGCCCGAGCAGGAACGAUUGAACGAGGAUCAGGCGCUGUUCAUUUCCAGGUUUGCGAAUGUGCUGGACACCGUUUUGGCGCAGGAGGACCGCGGAUCAGGGAAGACCCACGUCGUGCAGAAGCUGAUUUUUCCCAUCGUGCUGUUUAUUUGGCCUCCCAGCAAGAACCGCGAGACCAUUCAAGUGGUGGCUGCGAAAAAUUCGCAGGCCAAGAACAUCUCGACUUCGGAAAUCCGGGCCAAGACUUUGCAUACGGCGAGUGCCAUGCGGGUGCAGAAGUUGGUGAACGGCUUGAUGAGCGCCGGGCAGAAACAACAACGUCUGCGGGACCUCUGGGAGGAAUGUCGGGUUCUGAUUCUGGAGGAGAUCAGCAUGGUUUCGGCUGCGAUGUACAACAUGUUGGAUUAUCGGGCCAUGCUUGGUCGCACUCACGUUUUCGCAGUGACUCCGCAUAAUUACACUCGGGUCGGCUGUGCUUUUGGGCGAGUGCCCAUCGCGCUGCACUUGGGAGACUUUUUGCAACUGAAGCCCACCGGUCAGAUCUCUUUGAUCGAUGAUCUGGAGCGCCAAGACGAGCACGGGCAGUAUGUCCACCGGGACGUGAGCGUGGAGAUUCAGAACGCCCAGGCCGUUUUCCAAGCCGUGCCGGACGUCUUCGAGCUCAGGGGCACGAAACGGUUUCGACCUGGGGAUCCUCUCAUUGAAAUUUUGCAGCGCAUGCGGACGGGUCAGCCAUUCUCCGACGAGCUUUGGGAGCAGCUGCGGGAUCGCUUUGUCAAGGAUGCGUGUCCCGGGCAGUGCGAUCCUCGUCUGGAUGAGGAGGGCUUUCUGGAUGGCUACUGCGUGUCCCUGUAUUGGAGCAGCUUGACGCGAAUGAUGAAUCGACGCGUACUGGUCGAUGCGCAUCGCCACGGUGUGCCGUUGGUGGUGCUGCAGUGCGCGGACGAGUGUCAGGGCUUGAAGGGCCAGAAGAUGCGGAGCUUUCUGAGUCAGCCGAAUCCCUACAAGACCGGUUACGCCCACGGGGUGCUGCCCUGUCACAUUGGAAUGAAGCUUCGGUUUCUGCAAAAGGUGGACGGCGACAAGGGUCUGGUUCAAGAUACGGUUGGCACUCUCGUUGACUUCGAGUUUCAUCCGAAGGAUCGCGACGGGUACGCUAAGACUGCCGCAGGCGAUUUCUUCGUGCCGCAGUAUCUGCCUUCGGGACUGUGGCUGGCGCUGGAGAAGUUCGCUGGGUGCUCGAACUGGGAGAGUGUCCGGGAUGUGUGCCAGAAGGGCAACAUUGCGAAGGACGCGGAGGAAGCGGAGGAACUCGCGAGGAGCAUGUACUUUUUGCCUGCCGUGCAGACGUCCGUGGCAUUUUCCAGCACGGAGAGCUUCGAGGUGCGCAGGUGCGGUUUUCAGGUGAGUCACGGCCUGUUUCUGACGAGCACGGCGUCCCAGGGCUUGACUCUGCGGCGCCCCACGAUCGUGGAUUGCGCUCGUCUUCCGGAGUUGGAUGAGGAUCACUGGUGGCUGCACCUCUACGUGAUGUUGUCCAGGGUGACCUGUCUGGAACACUUGCUUUUGCUGCGUCCUCCGUCUCGCGAGCAGUUUGAACGCGGACCGCCGAAGGCGAUCCGGGAGGUGCUGCGUAGCUUCGAGGAGAAAGCUGCAAGAUGUCGAGAAGGCGCUCUUCAUCGGGUGGCACGGAGCAGCUCGAGCGUCCGAAACAGAGGCGUGGGAUCGUUCGUUUUCCGACGCGGUGAUCGAGCCGAACCAACGGCUCGCUGUGGGCUGGGGUGUCGGCUGGUCGUCGUCGUCGUCGCGGACCGUUGA